UGGCUCUUUCCUUCUCUCCCAGCCUCACGUCCCUGCUUUCUGGAUUGGUCUCCAUUCCUACCUCCCUCUGACCUACCUUCUCCCACAUCCUUCUCUUGAUCCAACUCCUACCAGUGGCAGAUCAGAGGCAAAAGGCCAAGUGGAGCUGGACAUGGUGCUUGCUGCUUUUGAUGACCAAUAUAUAGGAUGUGCCAAUAAAAUGGAUGAAAUUGUGCCUGGACUAUUAGAGAAAGAAAAGCCCAUGUCCUCGCGGUUGAGAAUGGUGUGGGAAACCUCAGAAAAAAAAUGGCAAGAAGUAAAAACAAAGCUUCCUCUCCCCACGGGCUUUAAGGAUGAGCAUGGAAGAGCCAUAGUAGCCUAUACUGACAAUGACUUUCACGAGGAGUUUAAUCAUGCAGUAAAAAGUACUGGGACAUCUCGAGAUAACUACAUGGAGCAUUUUCAGUUCAAAGCCUUUCAUUAUUAUUUGACAAGAGCCUUACAGCUCUUACGAGGGAAGUGUGACGAGAGGUACAAAAUGGCGGUGUACCGGGGGGUUAAAGGCAUUAGAUUUCAGCACACAGGAUCAGACCCCAUUAGGUUUGGACAAUUUACCUCUUCCUCAGUUAAUAAAGAAGUGGCUAAGAUAUUUGGCACAGACACAUUUUUCACCAUCUACACGUGCUUCGGCGUUGACAUCAGGAACUUCUCAAACUUUCAGGAGGAGGAAGAAGUGUUAAUCCCAGUCCAUGAGAUAUUCAGAGUGUUUCAAGAAGAAGGGAGUACAACUAACAGCUAUGUCCUCCGGAGCACAAACCAGACCUGCAGCCACUUUAACUGCGCGUAUCUGGACAGAAACAAGGACCAAAUGUGUGUUUAUAACUCUGCUACCAGAGGAGGCGUCGCCUUCCCCAGUAGGACGAGCCUUUCACUAUUUGGAGGAUCCGUCAUCCUGAUCCACGCUGCUGCUCUGAAGCUGAUGGCCGGUGUCUAAAUUUUCCUCUUUCUGUUGCUCAUUUUUUCUCUCUCUAACACAAAUCACAGGGAUGGGGCUUGCCAGAGCCAAAGCCGCUCUGCUCUCCUGCCAGUGUUUGAAAUGGAAACCGAUGGAGUGUCGCUGGUACCUGCUUGGGCAGCUUUGAUUAGACGCGCCGCAUUAGUAGAUCACAAUGAAAGCUUAUGGAUCUAUAGCAAAUAGUUAGAGCUAUAAACAGGUGCUUGUUGUAUAAAUCAUUGCUUAUAUUCCAGUCAAGUUUGCACUUUUGUACCAGCUUUUUGUGACUUCAGCAAAAGUGUCUUGAUCUGCCCACGGCAAAUGUGUUGUUUUCAUACAUGUGGAUUAUACUCCCACCUCAAAGAUAAGAUCAGAGGUGGUCUCUGAUAUGAGCCGAGCCCGGAGCCACCCAACAGACUCUCCCAGAAGAUGUUAGACUUUUAGUAGUUGAACUUUCUGUUCCCUACUUACUUGGGGGUGAGUGUAUGUUUAUGAACCCUGUUUGUCAUGGUUUCCCACCUCAAUGCAGAGUCGCUUCCCUCCUUUUAUUAAA
Messenger RNA from Pelodiscus sinensis (Chinese soft-shelled turtle), 1526 nucleotides. NCBI's taxonomy places the organism in Eukaryota, Metazoa, Chordata, Testudines, Trionychidae. The record is from RefSeq and is a predicted model, not a curated record.